Messenger RNA from Stylonychia lemnae, 972 nucleotides. The record is from the annotation of a GenBank genome assembly. Lineage: Eukaryota; Ciliophora; Spirotrichea; Sporadotrichida; Oxytrichidae.
AUGAAGGGAAAGAAGAAAAUUGACUUUCGAAAAAUCAUUAAAUCGCCACAAUCACAUAAGUCAUAUCAUUCUAAGACUAAGGACAUUAUGUCUACAAUGAAUACCAUGAAUUCCAAUGGCGGCAACAUGCAAAUGCAAUAAGCAAUAAACGUUAUGAAUAAUAAUAAUUAUCAAAUCUAGCAGCAAAGUGACUCUUCAAUGAGAUCUAUGACAAAUGAGAGAAGUGUUUUGCCUGAUGUUAGUAACUAAUAUAUGCUGGCUCAAAGUGAUUCUUCUCAUUAUUAUGCUGAGGGGAAUGAUCUUAAGAAAAAUCUAUUGAAAAAAAAUUAGGGAAAUGAAAAAAGUACGAGUAAGCAAAGGAAUAAUAGUCUCCUGAACUAUAAGACUAAAGGGUAUACUUAAAAUAUGAAUAAUGGUCUAAUAUCUGACUAAAUCUAUCAACAAGUAAAUGGCAAUAAUAUUCAAUGCUUGAAUUGUAUGAAUGUAUUCACAAGUGACAAAGUUAAAAUACAUGAAAGGACUUGUAUAAUGAAAGGUAGAACAGGAGUAAUGAACACAGUAAACAUUGAGAUUAAAAAGAGAGCAGCCCCUAAGGAGAAAAAACCACCAGCUUUCAUUUCGAGACCUAGAACGCUUAUUUGCUACAUCUGUGGUAGAGAAUAUGGAACAGCGAGCCUUUAAAUUCAUCUUAAGACUUGCAUUAAGAAAUGGGAGAUUGAGGAAUCAUUUAAGCCACCUCACUAGAGGAGACCAGUACCAGAGCCUCCUAAGAACUUCGACCUGAUGAUUUAGGGUGCCAGAAAUGGCUCUUAUGACUUUGAAUGUUAUAAUGAGGAAGCUUUCAAAGACUUCAAUGAGAAAGCUCUUGUCCCUUGUCACAAUUGCGCCAGAACUUUCCUGCCAGAUAGACUGGUUGUGCAUCUUAGAAGCUGUGAUAAAGAUUUCGCUAGAAAAAGAAAAUUAGGAAUGUGA